AGGGGUCCGGCGCGGGCUGCUGCUCUGCCAUCGGCUCCCCGCGCGCAGGUCUGCGGGGAGGGGCGGCCUGCUGAAAGGCCCACCCCGGGGCGUUCCUGAAGGGCGCCUCGGCCGCCCCUCACCGCCCCCCAGAUGUACUAUGCGGUUUCCCAGGCGCGCGUGAACGCGGCCCCCGCGACCAUGCUUCGGCCACAGCGGCCUGGAGACGUGCAGCUCGGGGCCUCCCUGUACGAGCUGGUGGGCUACCGGCAGCCGCCCUCCUCCUCCUCCUCCUCCACUUCCUCCUCCUCCACGAUGGCCCCCCUCCUCCCCAAGGUGGCGCGCGAGAAGCCGGAGGCGCCAGCCGAGCCGCUGGGCACAGGAUCCGGGCCGGGUGCGCACGCGGGCGGAGGCUCCCGGGCGGACGCCAAAGAAGAGCAGCAACAGCAGCUGCGGCGCAAGAUCAACAGCCGCGAGCGGAAGCGCAUGCAGGAUCUGAACCUGGCCAUGGACGCGCUGCGCGAGGUCAUCCUGCCCUACUCCGCGGCGCACUGCCAGGGCGCGCCCGGCCGCAAGCUCUCCAAGAUCGCCACGCUGCUGCUCGCCCGCAACUACAUCCUGCUACUAGGCAGCUCGCUGCAGGAGCUGCGCCGCGCGCUCGGCGAGGGCGCUGGGCCCGCUGCGCCGCGCCUGCUGCUGGCCGGCCUGCCCCUGCUUGCUGCCGCGCCCGGCUCUGUGCUGCUGGCGCCCGGCGCCGUGGGGCCGCCCGACGCGCUGCGCCCGGCCAAGUACCUGUCACUGGCGCUCGAUGAGCCGCCGUGCGGCCAGUUCGCGCUCCCCGGCGGCGGUCCGGGCGGCGGCGCGAGCAGCCCCGGCCUCUGCACCUGCGCCGUCUGCAAGUUCCCGCACCUCGUCCCGGCAGGCCUGGGCCUGGCCGCGGUGCAGGCGCAGUUCUCCAAGUGAGGGCUGGCCCGGGCCCGGGACGCAACCUCCCCCCCGGCUUCCCGCCGCCCAGCUUCUGCGGGCCCCGAGCCGCCGAGCAAGGAGGGCAUUUCGAAACUUCUCCCCCAGAUAAAGGGACUGUUGGGCGCCCCCUUCCCAGCCCCCACCCCGGGGAAGUUAAAGUGACCCUAGCAGAUGUUCGACGGCGCGUGGGGGCUGUUUGGGGUUCUGAAUCGAUUCCAGCUGCUUUGGGCAGCAAGUGCGCGCUCUCACUGCCACUAUCACCCAGCGCCUGUCUCUCCCGGUUCCUGGAGCCGUGCGCUUCGCAGGGGUGGUGUGGAUUUUGGGGUGCCGUGCUCGCACGAGGUGCGGCGGCAGGCCAGCCUCGAGCACGACUGCUUACUGAGGGGACAUCUACCCAGCUAGAGGACCAACGGGCUGCUCUCAGAGGGCGUGGGGUAGGCGUGGGAGUGUUUCCUUCUGCCCAGCCAGAGGUCACAGGCGUCCUGGUUCCCAGCAGCCAAGCCCUGUUAGAGGAGGCUGCCGGACCUCAGGAAGCCGAAAAAGAUCAGUUAUUCGGUACAGACGGUGUCGAGCGUAGCAGACGAAACGACCCUCAGCGGCUGGACGAUUGGCAUCGCAGUGCCGCGGGAGGGGGAAUGACAACUCCUGGGUCGAUGGGUGUGCUGGGUUGUAAAGUCCGAUUUUGUACCCCCACUAUUAGAGUGCAGUUUUUGAGAAUCGCAUAACCGGGUGUUUUGUUGCGGACGUUAUUCGCUCCUAAAUCCUGGGGUCUUCUUAGAAGGACAGUUUAGAACUCGAGAUUCGCCAUUUUGCACCCCCACCCCACCCCCAAAGGUAGCGUAACCAACGUUGGAGCUUGCUUAAAACCAACCACCUUUCCCGCAGACCGGGUUCCCGCUGUACUAAAAUAGGUAGCAAUGCGCUCCCGGUUGACCUCUUGUCGGAAAGCAAGACCUCUAAUUAACGUUGUGUCUCAUCAAGAGACGUGGAGGGGGACCGGGAGCCCCACACCGCAGGCAGCUCGGAGGGUCCCCGCUGCGGUGGCCACCGCAGGAUGGCGUUUUCUGCGCUGUCCCUUCGCGUGCGGGGUCUUUGACCAGCGCGUGGGGCAGAUCUUCCAGCCGCUUUGCGACUGAAGAACUACACGGAUGACCGGUCUUGAUUUGUUACAGACGUUAACAAAUUACUUCAUCCAAGAUAUUUUUAUAAUCUUUCAUCAGCUUGCUUUGAAUUUCGUGUCUGAGGUUUUUGGUUGCUGGUAGUAGCCGAAUUUAACUGGCUUUUAUUUUUUUUCCUCUCUCUAACUUUGGUUGCGCUGUGAAGAAUCAACAAAAUAAACAUUUAAAGACCUUA
This is a messenger RNA of Camelus dromedarius (Arabian camel), 2298 nucleotides long. It is a transcript of the gene OLIG1, whose product is annotated as oligodendrocyte transcription factor 1. The coding region runs from base 133 to 942 and encodes 269 amino acids. Gene Ontology annotation, biological process: positive regulation of transcription by RNA polymerase II; sensory organ development; axon development. The record is from RefSeq and is a predicted model, not a curated record. Gene Ontology annotation, cellular component: nucleus. Gene Ontology annotation, molecular function: E-box binding; DNA-binding transcription factor activity, RNA polymerase II-specific; protein dimerization activity. The transcript has a single exon. Lineage: Eukaryota; Metazoa; Chordata; Mammalia; Artiodactyla; Camelidae.